Molecule: messenger RNA, 2365 nt
Organism: Zootoca vivipara (common lizard)
Lineage: Eukaryota; Metazoa; Chordata; Lepidosauria; Squamata; Lacertidae
Source: RefSeq, a predicted model, not a curated record
GGAAAGACUUCCAGUGAUAGUCGAACGCAUGCAGAACAUCAAUGAAUUCACACAGGGGAGAAACCAUUUGAAUGCAUGCAGUGUGGGAAGAGGUUCACUCAUAGUGCAGGCCUUAGAACACACCUGCAAACUCACACAGGGGUUAAACAAUUUAAAUGUAUGGAGUGUGGAAAGAGUUUCCGUCAGAGUGCACACCUCACUUCACAUCAGCAAACUCACACGGGGGAGAAACCAUUUAAAUGUAUAGAGUGUAAAAAGAGCUUCAGUAAAAAGGCCACACUUAGAAAACAUCAACAAAUUCACACAGGGGAAAAGCCAUUUACUUGUAUGGAGUGUGGAAAGAGCUUCCGUCAUAGUACUUCACUUCAAAUACAUCAACGGACUCACACAGGGGAGAAACCUUUUGAAUGUCUAAAGUGUGGAAAGUGGUUCAGCCGAAAGACACACCUCACUAGACAUCAGCGAACUCACACGGGGGAGAAACCAUUUAAAUGUUUGGAAUGUGGAAAGAGCUUUAGCGAAAGUUGGUCCCUUAAAAUUCAUCAUCGAAGUCACACAGGGGAGAAACCAUUUAAAUGUAUGGAGUGUGGAAAGAGCUUUAAUCAGAGUGGGGAACUUAAUUUACAUCAUCGAACUCACACAGGGGAGAAACCAUUUAAAUGUGUGGAGUGUGGAAAGAGCUUCACUGAUAGUGGAACAUUUAGAAAACAUCAACGAAUUCACACAGGGGAAAAGCCAUUUACUUGUACGGAGUGUGGAAAGAGUUUCCGUCAUAGUACUUCACUUCGAGUACAUGAACGAACUCACACAGGGGAGAAACCAUUUGAAUGUCUAAAGUGUGGAAAGUGGUUCAGCCGAAAGACGCGCCUCACUUCACAUCAGCGAACUCACACGGGGGAGAAACCAUUUAAAUGUUUGGAGUGUGGAAAGAGCUUCAGUCGACGUUACCAUCAGAUUGAACAUCAGAGAAUUCACACAGGGGAGAAACCAUUUAAAUGCAUGCAGUGUGGGAAGAGGUUCACUCAUAGUGCAGGCCUUAGAAUACACCGGCAAACUCACACUGGGGUGAAAAACUUUAAAUGCUUGGAGUGUGGAAAGAGCUAAAGCCGACGUGAUAAACUUAGUAAACAUCAGAGAACUCACACAGGAGAAUCCAUUUAAAUGUUUGGAGUGUGGAAAGAGUUUCCGUCAGAGUGCACACCUUGCAUUACAUAAACAUACACGGGGUGAAACACUUUAAAUGCUUGGAGUGUGGAAAGAGCUUCAGUCGAUGUUAUAAACUUCGUGAACAUCAGAGAAGUCACACGGGAGAAACCAUUUUAAUGUGUGGUGUAUAGUAAAUGUUUCAUUCGAUGUUCAGUCUUAUAUGUAGAAUUAUAGAAUUCUAGAGUUGACCCUGGACAUAAUUUGAGGGAUUUUUGGAUGGGGCACUGUGGAAACCCAUUCACUGUAUUUUGUUCACUUCUCUGGAACAAAUGAACUUCAAAGGGAGACUAGCAUGACAAUGCAACAAGAGAUUCAGUGCCAUCAGUGUGGAAAGAGGUUCAGUCAUAGUGGAACCCUUGGAACACACCAGCAAACUCACAUCAGAGAACUCACACAGGAGAAUCCAUUUAAAUGUAUGGAGUGUGGAAAGAUUUUCCGUCAGAGUGCACACCUUGCAUUACAUAAACAUACACGGGGUGAAACACUUUAAAUGCUUGGAGUGUGGAAAGAGCUACAGCCGACGUGAUGAACUUAGUAAACAUCAGAGAACUCACACAGGAGAAUCCAUUUACAGUAAAUGUAUGGAGUGUGGAAAGUUUCUGUCAGAGUAUACACCUUGUGAUGUAAGCAGGUGUAGGCCUUUAGAUGUGAGCCUAUGCUUUUCAGGUACAAAACUGCGAGAAAUGAGCCAUGUAUAAUUGCUUUCCUAAAACCAUCUUCUCUGUGUCUUUUUGGCCUACUAGAGAGAUUAUGAGAGGUGCUGUUUUCUGCCAGUUAGUUUCCUUGUUUACAUACAGGCCACCUGGUACAGUAUAGGAAUCUAUGCUCAUAUGCCUUUCUGUCCAGCAUGUUUUGUUCCUACAUUUGGCAGAACGCCUGGAUUUUGAGAAUGCCUGAAUUAAGAAAAGGAAUGUUCUUAUGGCGAAAUAACUAGGCUCUGGGUCAUGAUAGACUGAGAAAUGUCCUUCGCCAGGGAACUUAUACCAAUAAUGUAUCGUUUGCUUUCUGUAUUGUUUUCUAUGUCUUAUAUUGAUUAUGGUUUUUAUGUUUGCCAAUGGUUGAUUGUAACUGUAUGAGAAUGCACCUAUGUUGGAAUCACUUAGCAGUGAGCGGUGAGUUUCAGGGGGGAAGGAGAGAUGGGGCAGGGAUAGAUGGAGAC